AUGGUGGGAAGAACUUGUACUGAACUACCUCCUGGUUUUAGGUUCCACCCAACUGAUGAAGAAUUAAUCAUGUGUUAUCUUCGGAACCAGGCUAGCUCGAGGCCAUGCCCCGUUUCGAUCAUCCCAGAAGUUGAUAUUUACAAAUUCGAUCCAUGGGAAUUGCCUGAAAAGGCAGAAGUUGGAGAAAAUGAAUGGCCCCCAAAGGGCAUCAAAACUGAUUGGAUUAUGCAUGAAUAUCGCUUGAAUGAAUCAAGAUCUCGACCAACUCUCAAACAAAAUGGUUCUAUGAGGUUGGAUGAUUGGGUGCUAUGCAGAAUCUACAAGAAGAAGAAUUUCGGAAGAGCAACUGCACAAAUUGCAGAGAAUCAUUUUACCAAAACUGUGACCACUGCUACUGAUGCCAGUACUGAACCACAAACCCUAAAAUUUCCAAGGCCUUCUUCUCUAACUCAUCUAUGGGAAUUUGAUUAUUUGGGAUCCAUUUCCCAACUUUUCAGUGACAGUACCUCACAUAAUGCGACUUUCAAUAUUAACCAAGCCCCAUUGAACAGUAAUGGAAAUUCUCCAAGCAUUGUAGAGAAAUAUCAGUUAGGGAAAGUGCAGCAGCCAACUUUUGUGAAUCCAGAUCUGUACGAAUUGCAGGGACAAACAUGGUCUUGA
Molecule: messenger RNA, 660 nt
Organism: Fraxinus pennsylvanica
Lineage: Eukaryota; Viridiplantae; Streptophyta; Magnoliopsida; Lamiales; Oleaceae
Source: the annotation of a GenBank genome assembly